AUGAAGAAGGGGUUCCUGGCUACGCGGCCUGAAGGCAAAGCUCGCGAGCCUCGCAAGAUUGCCCCGCCGGUCGCAGCUGCGGCAGAGGACCCUUGUCGCCCUCACGUGCACGCUCCCAAGUCAUCAUGCCCGGACUUGAGCAGCCUGCUUGGUUCUGCGAAGGUGCUCUUGGCUUCAGGGCAUGUGUCUGCAGCCUCUCGAGUUGCGGAUUGCGCCCGAAAGCUCAAAGAAGCCCAUCCAUCGCUGGCUGAAGAGGCAUCGGUGCUUGAAGCUUGCGAGAAGAAAGAGAAAGAGGUGACCGUGCGAGCUCUCUCGCUGGUGGCCUGCAAGGGGCCUCCCAUUGACGCCAUGCUGGAGCUCUUGAGGCACGGCAUUGAAGGAAGUGUCUGGGAGCAGAUGCACCAGUCUUUGCAAGAAAGUCUUGGCCACUUUGGGUCGAUGCUUGAGGAAGUUGGCCUGAUUGGCAAAGAGAGCCUCUUGCUGCACACGCACCAGCAGCGAGACACCAAGCAGAUCUGUGUUUUUGCGCCAAGGUGCGGGUGCGGAGGAGUUUGGGUCGACAUACCCUGCUCAUGCCCUGAUGCUGCCGUGGCCGCAGCACGGGCUGCGGGAAUGUCUGGCAGAGUUCUCAAGGAUGGCAAGCAGGAGGAUGAUGCUGGUUACAACCAGAAUCCAGAAACAGCAACUUGUGACCCGGGUGUCUGGCAAGUCGUGCAGAGUGCCGCAUGGCCAGCGCGCGAGAUGUUGUCGAGCGGCAACAAAUGGGCUGCUCUGUGCAAUGGCGACUGGGUAGAGAUGGUUCCGCCUGGCGAAGACCAUGCACGCGGCGCUCGCAGCAGCGUGCAGCGUGACUGGCCCCCAAUUCGCUGUGCCGGCGAAUUUCUUCAAGGGGCGGUACCAAAGGUGUGCUUCGACGAAGCCCUGGGGCCCAUAGCACAGCAGAAUCCGGUGCUCGUAACCGGGGCGCACUUGCUGAGCCGUGCCGAGGAGCGGUGGAACCUGGAGUUCCUCGAAGAGACCUCCCCGGAUCCCAGCAGCCCUGAGGCGUCGCGCUUCUCCGUGUACCGCGCGCGAGAGCCGUCUCGGCGCUUCCGCUAUGCUGGUCGCGCUGCAGAGGAAGGUGAGGACUCGUACAACAUGCACGGCGAAGAGUGCGCAGAACAGCUGCUGCUGGACUUCCGCGACUUUGCGAGUCGGAAGCGGGCGGCUGCACAAGGCUGCGGUGAUGGUUUUGCAUAUUACCUCUGGGGCGUGGCGCUGCGAAGAGCAGAGGACAAGGGGCCGAGCACUGGAGGAGAUUUUGAGGGCUUCAACUUCGGACCUGCUGUAGACGACGACUUGGCAGAAGAGCGCUGCUGGCAACACCUGAACCAACUGCAGAAAGUUGCACAAUGGGGCCGCUUCCGGCAAGCACAGAUUUUCGUAGGCUGCGCCAAUGCAUUGACGCCGUGCCACUACGACCUGGUUCACAAUGCGUACGUUCAAGUGAGGGGUUGGAAGCGGUUCCUCCUCAUUGAUCCCUGUUUCUCACCCAACCUGUACGCCUACCCACAGGGCCACCCCAUGGACCGAUGUGCGCAAGCAGAUCUCGAAAGUCCAGACUUUCAGCUCUUCCCCAGGCUCAAGGGAGUACGGGCACUUGAAGCAGUCCUUGGCCCGGGGGACUUGCUUGUGCUGCCUGCAGGCUGGUGGCAUCACGUGCAGUCCUUGACAGAAGACUCGCUGUCCGUGAGCUUCUGGUUCGACCACGAGGCUCAAGCUGUACCUCAACCGAGACUUCUGACCUCCUUUCAGCGAGUACAGCUCGCGCGCGACGCGGAGCGCGUGCUGCUUGUAGUCCUGGGCACACCCAGGCUGCGCGCCGCCCUGGGCACGCUGCGGGGCAUGCUGGGAGAAGGCGAGGCCGGCGAGGCCAUCUCCCAGAAGCAGCAAAGCUCGGAGGAGGUCCUGACUUGCGCAUGGCUGCUGUGGCGCCUGCGCUGCAGCCUGGGAAGUGGUGAGGUGGCCAGAAGCUUCGUGCUGGCGAUGGCCUCCGAUGCGCGCACGAGCCGCCUAGAGCUGAAAAAGGCUGUCCCGGAGCGCUGCCCCGUGAACUCCUUGCGGUCCUUGCACGAAGGUUGA
Molecule: messenger RNA, 2121 nt
Organism: Symbiodinium natans
Lineage: Eukaryota; Dinophyceae; Suessiales; Symbiodiniaceae
Source: the annotation of a GenBank genome assembly